Messenger RNA from Quercus robur (English oak), 1264 nucleotides. RefSeq names its product ABC transporter I family member 1. The transcript has 2 exons. Gene Ontology annotation, molecular function: transmembrane transporter activity; ATP hydrolysis activity; ATP binding. The record is from RefSeq and is a predicted model, not a curated record. Gene Ontology annotation, biological process: cytochrome complex assembly. Lineage: Eukaryota; Viridiplantae; Streptophyta; Magnoliopsida; Fagales; Fagaceae. Bases 384 to 1070 code for a protein of 228 amino acids.
AGAGCCCAAAUAAACAAAGUUAUCUUAAGUUCUUAACAAAUAAUAUUUAUAAUUUUAUACCCGAUUCCUAAACCUCAGAACCUGAUACGGUGAGGUGAGCAGUUGAGACUUGAGAGAGGCGGACAGCAGAGAAUCAGAGUGAGGCUGAGGCGGUCCAGCUGGACCAGCCGUCCAGGCGGAGGAGCUUCAAGCUUGCUGCCUUGCUUGAGCCUUGAGCUGUUUUCUGUUGAGCAGAUGAGAACAGACUGAACAGUGGAGACUGGAGACUAGAGAGAGGCGGAGAGCAGAGACUAGAGAGAAAGAUAGCUAACACUCAAAAGGCUCUCCCCAACAUUGAAAAUCUUAUUGUUGUAGCAGUAAUUUUGCUGUUUCCCAAAAGUUCAAUGUCUCUCAGAAAACCACCUAUCCCACGUCUCCUCCUCAACAAUGUCUCUUGCAUGAGAAAUGCCCAACAAAUACUGCGACAUGUAAAUGUAUCCCUUCACGAUGGUGGAGCACUUGUGCUUACAGGCACCAAUGGUUCAGGCAAGACCACUUUUCUCCGUAUGUUAGCUGGAUUUUCUAAACCUUCUGCUGGUCAGAUCCUAUGGAAUGGUCAUGACAUUACACAAUCAGGAGUGUUCCACCAAUACAAGCUUCAGCUCAAUUGGCUCUCCCUGAAAGAUGCCAUCAAAGAGAAGUUUACAGUCCUUGACAAUGUUCAAUGGUUUGAAGUUCUUGAAGGUAAGCAAGGGAACUCUAUGCCUGCAUUGGAGCUGAUGGGUCUUGGACGGUUGGCAAAGGAGAAGGCAAGAUUGCUGUCAAUGGGCCAGCGGAAAAGGCUGCAGCUUGCAAGGCUGCUGGCACUGGAUCGGCCAAUUUGGUUGCUCGAUGAGCCUUCAGUUGCAUUAGAUGAUGAUGGGGUGAAGUUACUUGAGUAUAUCAUUUCUGAGCAUAGAAAGAAGGGUGGCAUUGUUAUUGUGGCAACACAUCUGCCAAUUAAGAUGGAAGAUGCCAUGUAUCUGCGGCUGCCACCAAGAUUCCCGAGAAGGAUUACAUUGGUAGAUAUGCUUGAUCGUGCAGACUUCUAAUACCAUCCCAAUUUUGUUUCACAAUGACCCAUAGAAGACACUGGAAUUGCAGAUAUGAAAAUGCAUCUUUGGUUCUUUUUCUUCUUCUUCGUUAUUAAUUUGUAUCUUUUCAAAGGCUGUGGGACCAGCGUUGAGUUGUAGCACUCUGAUGGUCUGAAUAACAAGGAAUGAAAUUGACAACAAAAUUAUCAGCA